This is a messenger RNA of Paramecium sonneborni, 2141 nucleotides long. The record is from the annotation of a GenBank genome assembly. NCBI's taxonomy places the organism in Eukaryota, Ciliophora, Oligohymenophorea, Peniculida, Parameciidae.
AUGAAUUAAAGUAAUAAGAUUAGUAUAGACGAAUCAUUUAGAAAAAUAAUCUGCAAGGAUGUUUAGGAAGCAACCUUAAAAGAAUUUUUAGAACAACUAAAUUAAUUAAAUUAUGAUGAAACUAGUACAUACUUAUCAGGAUUGGUGUAUUGAUUUGAUUUUAUUAAGUUAGCUAUCUGUUCACAAGAAAGAAUUGGCCUUAACUUGGUGAGUAUUUAUUGAAGAAGUGUGCAGAACAUAUAGCAUUUUAUGAGAUAGUAUUUUCAAAUUUCUCAUUACUAGAUCAAAUGGUCUUAUGAAGCAUAUACUUAUAAAGAGAGACAGACAACUGAAAAUAGAGUAGCUGUAUUUGAUUAAAAAAUUGAAGAAGCCAUGGUAAAUCAGAUUUCAGAAAAUUAAUUUCAAGAAAAAGAGAGCAGAUCAAAUUAUGUAAAUUCCAUCCAAAGAUUUGUGACUUGUUUGACUGUGUUAUCAUUACAUCUUAAGAAUGUUCCACUUAAUGAAAGAUAAUUAUAUUUAAGAAGAAAUCUUAUAAAAGGGAAUAGAGCUUUAGAAAGUUUUCGUCGCAAUAAUCCAGGAAUAAAAUAUUGCAAAGGAAUAAUUUUACCAUUUAAAGGUAGAUCAUAAAUGGUUGUUCGUAUAAUUGAUACAGAAGCAAUAUCAUUUAAUACUAAAAAAAGAGUACCAUACAAAUUAGUAGUUGAAACAGUUGAUAUGGAUGAAUAUGAAGAACGAGAACAUUAAGUUAUCACACUUUAAAAAUAAUUGUCAAUUGAUUCUUAGGCCUUUUUGGAAUUCGAUGUUAUGCAUCAGUUUGAUUAUACUGUAUUUGAAGAUUUUUUAUAGGAUAAAAAAGAUAAGGUAUUAAUGUAGGUUUUUUUAUUUAGUUAGCUAGGUAAUAAAUGAUCAAUUAAAAUAAAAAAAGAUUUGAUUAACAAUUUGCUCCUUUAAAAAAGGAAUAAAUAGUACACAGAAGAAGUUGCAUUGAUCAAAUAUAAUCUUAUACUAAUAAAUAAUUAUAUGAAAAAGAUUUUAAAGACAUGGUAAAACAAGAAGAAAAAUUAAAGCAUAGUGAUAAAGAAUUAGAUAAAAUAACAUUUCUUGAUUAAAUUGCUAAUGGUAUAAAAUAGAAUUAAUUUAAGAUUAUCCAAAUAAAAAAGCAAUAAUUGAAAAGAUAUAAAAAUAAUUAAAUGAUAAAAAGAAUAUUAUUUAAUAAUAAGAGACAUAAUAGAUAUAAUCAACUUAAAAUGAUUUAAAAAGUGGACCAUUUAGUGAGUAAUGGGAAGAUAAAAAGUAGAUAAUACAAUCUCAAUCACCUUAUGGAUAAUUCAAUUCAUAUUGUUUAAGAAGUUUAUUAAUAAAAGGAGGUGAUGAUUUAAGAUAAGAAUAAAUGAUGAUGCAAAUUAUAAAAGUAUCAGAAGAUGUAAUAAAUUUAUUUGAUUUUUUAGAUCUUAAGUUAAGUAGGUUUAUAUGUUAAGUCAUAUGAGAUAAUAAUAACUUCAGUUGAUUCAGGGAUUUUAGAAUUUUGUAAUGAUACUAUGUCUUUAGAUCAAUUAAAGAAAUCUAUGCCUUAGAUGACACUAAGAGAAAUCUUUAAUAGUAUUUUUGGUGAUAAUUUUGAAGAAGCUUAACUUAAUUUUAUAUUAAGUUUAACUUCUUAUAGUUUAUUAUAAUAUCUAUUUUAAAUAAAAGAUAGACAUAAUGGGAAUAUUUUGAUUGAUAAUUAAGGUCAUAUAAUUCAUAUUGAUUUUGGAUUUAUUUUAACAAUAGCUCCUGGAGGUAUAAAAUUUGAAUCAGCUCCAUUUAAAUUAACUAAAGAAUAUAUAGAAUUAUUGGAUGGAUUAGAUAGUGGGAUGUUUUAAUUAUUUAAAAGUAAAUUAUUAUUAGGAUAUUUGGAAUUAAGAAAAAAUAUUGAUAAGUUUGCUUUUAUUUUAGAAGCUAUGAAAAUAGAUAAUGAAUUACCAUGUUUAGAAAAGUUUGAUAUGAAAUGUUUUAAAGAUAGAUUCAAAAUAGACCUAAAUGAGCAAUAACUUGAGGAACAUAUUCACAAAAUAGUUGAUCAAAGUGCCAAUAAUAGAUAUACAAAAUACUAUGAUGAUUUUUAAAAAUUGACAAAUGGCAUAAUUCCUUGAUUAUUAUAU